AUGUCUGAAACCAAGGCUUCGGGCUCCGCGAGUGCGGAGCAACAGGCGGCAUUCGGAUUGACACCGGUGAUCCGGCAACCGGAUGCCAGACAACGUCGAGUACGGUCGUCAACGGCAUCGACGACAUCUUCAGUGCGUGAUCGCAGAGCUAACCUAAAAAUACAGAUGCUGGAGGAGCAGAAAAACAGGCAGCUAGAACGGCUGAAGCAGGAAACAGAAAUAGAAGAGAAGUUUGUGCAGGAAAAAUAUCGUGUUCUGGAAGAACAACUUGGAGAAGAAGACGAUAUUGUUUCCAGUGUGAGCCAUGCAGCAGACCGUGUGGCCAGCUGGGUCACACAUCACAAUGUCGAGAGUCACCGAGAAGGUGAUGUUACAAAGGAGAUCCGACGGAUGAGAACCGAGCUAGAACAGCCAAGGCCGGAAAUCGCUGAAAUGCGAGAAAAUGCUCUACCCACAAGCGUCGGCGUAGAAGCAUCAUCAUGGACGCUCACCAAGGAGCAAAAAGCAGCUCGACAGUCAUUGCCGAAGGAUCUGCCGGAUUUUAGCGGUGAUCCCGCAGAAUGGCCAACGUUUAUUAGCAGUUUUAACUUCUCCACCAACGCGUGUGGUUUUCAAAAUGGCGAAAAUAUGAUUCGUCUGCAAAGGUGUUUGAAAGGGGCAGCGAAAGAAGCAGUUCGAGGCCGUCUUCUACUCCCCUCAUCAGUUCCAAGUGUCAUUCAUGUUCUACAGAGACGCUUUGGACGUCCCGAAUUGCUAUUGGACGUUCUGAUCGAUCGCGUUAGAAAAACCCCAUCCCCUCGAGCCGAUGACCUGGAGAGCCUAAUCGAAUUCGGAGAAGUGGCGCAGUCACUCUGCGAACACGUACGGUCGGCGGGUAUGGUCGAACAUCUAAAAAACCCAAUGCUGAUCACCGAACUCGUAGAAAAGUUACCUUGCGAGUAUCGUAUGCAGUGGGCACGGCGUAUUCGUGACGGUACCAGUAGCCUCGCGUCGUUUGCUCAUUUCAUGGAAGACGUAACGGAAGACGCAAUAUCAGUAACGCGCAUACCACGAAAAACGGCGGAGCGAACGACAGGCAGUGUUAGGCAGCAAACGCAUCAAACAAAGGAAGACGGUGCAAGGCACACGCCGAAGACCACCAACACAAAGGCUACCUACACCAGCAGCAAGUUCAGUGCUCCACAACAAUGUGCGAUGUGUGCCGAGCAUCAUCGAACGUUUCAAUGCGACGAACUGGCAGCUUUACCCGUGCAAAAACGACGGGAAGUAGUCACACAAAAAAAACUGUGUUGGAAUUGUUUAAGUGUUGGUCACCAAGUGAAAUUCUGCAAAUCGAAACACGUUUGCCGGGUGUGUUCCCAGAAGCAUCAUACAUUGGUACACGAAAACAAGUCCAUUCCUGAACCAACAGGAACGAAUGCCAGCCUAUCGGCUCGAGUGUAUGCCAGCACGGUGUUACUAGAAACGGUAACCGUCUGGGUACUGGAUCGGUACGGAAACCGCCAUCACGCUCGUGCGCUAUUAGAUUCGGCAUCAAUGUGCAACUUUAUGUCGAAAAGGUUGGCUGCAAAACUCCAGCUUCGCUGGUCAAAAACUAAUACACAGAUAGUAGGCAUCGCAGAAAGCAUGCAUCGGGUGAAAUAUGAGACCCACGCAACUAUUCAUUCGAAGGUGAAUUCGUUCUACAGCACAGAGAACUUUUACAUAAUGGAGAAACCAACAUCUGAUUUACCAUCAAGUGUCAUCAGUACAAGCAGUCUAAAGCUACCCGACGUAGAAUUGGCUGAUCCAACGUUUUACAAACCGGCUCCGAUCGACAUGAUCAUUGGAGCAGAACAUUAUCAACAACUAUUCACCGGGAAACGGAUUCAUCUAGAAGCUGGGGAUCCGCUGCUAGUGGAAACGAUGUUUGGCUGGGUCGUGUGUGGACCUCUGCGAGAGGCACUUCCAACCAAAUCGUUAGCUUGUCAUGUGACAACAGUCGGUCUCGAAAAUGUGCUACAAAGGUUUUGGCAACUCGAUGCAGUCCCGGAACAAUCAUACCAACCCAACACAGAAUGUGAAGCGCAUUACAAUGCCACAGUUAUUAGAGAACCAUCGGGAAG
Anopheles cruzii is the source of this 2105-nucleotide messenger RNA. RefSeq lists its product as uncharacterized. Lineage: Eukaryota; Metazoa; Arthropoda; Insecta; Diptera; Culicidae. The annotation marks the transcript as partial. The transcript has a single exon. The record is from RefSeq and is a predicted model, not a curated record.